Messenger RNA from Anguilla anguilla (European eel), 2594 nucleotides. It is a transcript of the gene tmem161b, whose product is annotated as transmembrane protein 161B. The record is from RefSeq and is a predicted model, not a curated record. The transcript is spliced from 12 exons. The coding region runs from base 247 to 1719 and encodes 490 amino acids. Lineage: Eukaryota; Metazoa; Chordata; Actinopteri; Anguilliformes; Anguillidae.
AGUACCAGGAGUCUUAGCGUGACCUCUACAUACAACAGUUGAAAACACUGGAGCUGAGGUUGAAUCGAUUGUGGAAUGGGCUGUGAAUUAAAAUUGAGCGAGGAGGUGAUUUGAAUAAUCAAACGUAUUACUCCUAGGUAUUACCUACGUCAAAAAGGCAUAUGUGCUCCGAGCCGCUUGAUUUCCGACUCUGGGUGCUCAGUGUGACAGUCGGUGUUGAAGAGUCUGUUCCUGCAGUGCAACAACAUGGGUGUGAUUGGCGUGCAGCUGGUUGUUACCAUGGUAAUGGCCAGUGUCAUUCAGAAGAUCAUACCUCACUACUCCUUUGCAAGAUGGCUACUCUGCAGUGGCAGUCUGAGGUGGUACCAGCACCCGACCGAAGAUGAGCUGAGGAGCCUCGCCGGGAAGCAGCAAAAAGGGAAGAACAAGAAGGAGAGGAAAUACAAUGGUCACAUAGACAACAAGCCACUCACCAUUCCCAAGGAUAUUGACCUGCAGUUGGAAACUAAGACCAUCUCGGAAGUGGACACAUUAGCCUUGCACUACUUCCCCGAAUUCCAGUGGCUGGUGGACUUCACAGUGGCGGCCACGAUAGUGUACCUCAUUACAGAGAUCUACUACAGCCUGUUCGAGCCCAGCGGCGAGAUGAACAUCAGUGUGGUGUGGUGCCUGCUGGUUCUGGCCUUUGUGAUCAAGGUCCUGUUCUCUCUGACUGCUCACUACUUCAAGGUGGAGGAAGGCGGGGAGAGGUCUCUCUGCAUCACCUUUGCCUUCUUCUUCUUCGUCAAAGCCAUGGCCAUCCUCAUCGUCACUGAGAACUACCUGGAGUUUGGGCUCGAAACGGGAUUUGCUAACUUUUCAGAAAGUGCCGUGCAGUUUCUCGAGAAUCAGGGUCUGGAGUCGCAGGGUCCCAUCUCCAAACUGACCUUCAAGCUGAUCCUGGCCCUCCUCUGCUCCCUGAUCGGGGCCUUCCUGACCUUCCCUGGCCUGCGGCUGGCUCAGAUGCACCUGGACGCCCUCACCCUGACCACGGCCAAAGUUACGCAGACCCUGCUGCAUAUCAACUUUCUGGCCCCGCUAAUAAUGGUGCUCCUGUGGGUGAGACCAAUAACUAAAGACUACAUAAUGAACCCCACUCUGGGAAAAGAGAGUGUGCCUUUGAUGACGGAGAACACGUACGACACGCUACGCCUUUGGGCCAUCCUGCUGCUCUGCGCCCUCCGGCUGGCCAUGAUGAGGCACCACCUGCAGGCCUACCUCCACCUGGCGCAGAAGGGCGUGUCCCAGAUGAAGAAGGAGGCGGGGCGAAUCAGCACCGUCGACCUGCAGAAGAUGGUGGCUCGAGUGUUCUAUUACCUGUGCGUGAUAGCGCUGCAGUACAUGGCCCCCCUGGUCAUGCUGUUACACACGACCCUGCUGCUCAAGACCCUGGGAGGCCAUACCUGGGGCGUGUACCCCGAAGAGGAGCUGCCCUGCGACAUGAGCUCUGACCCGGCGGCGGCGGUGGCGGCUGCGGUCCAGCCCCAGCUCCCCCCCGCGGCCCCGCAGGCCCCUGUCUCGGUGGCCCAGCUCUCCAUGGCCCUGGGCGGCCUGAGGAACGUUUUCAGCCCGCUGCUCUUCCGCGGCCUCCUGUCCUUCCUCACCUGGUGGAUCGCCGCCUGCCUCUUCUCCACCUCCCUCUUCGGCCUCUUCUACCACCAGUACCUGAUGGCGGCGUGAGGCCCCGGGGUCCCCCGCCCCCCGGUUUGUCCCAGCUCGGCUCGGCCCCGGCCCCGGCCCCGGCACGGAAAGACACGGCCAGCUCCGCGCUCUUCCUCGCUUGGGGGGCCGCAGCGUCGGAGCCUCCUGCCCACUGUGCUUCCUCCUGGGACGUCUCCCUCGCCCUCUCCAUUUCUUCAGAGAACUCGACUCGCUAAACUCCAUUAACAGUGCAGCGAAAAUAUAUAAUAUUAUGUGUGGGUGUGUGCGCGCACGUACACUCGCACUAGCGUUUAGUGCGCGUGUAUGCACGCUGUACUUAUGUAUGUGUGUGUAUAUGGACCGCCAGUUUGUGUGUAAAUAUACUCACACGCACACACCGACACACAUACGCGCACAUACCCGUCUUGCACAGACUUACAGUGGUGGUUUCUGGGCUUUGCGGUCCGGAGGGAGGAGGAAGGGAGCACAGGUUUGAAAGGGCCGGCGGACUCGGGCUGUUCUGGACUACAAACGCCUGGGGCAAGCCGAGGAGAGAGAGAGAGAGGGGGAGAGAGAACACGCCGAGCACCAGCGGCCGCUCCGGGCCGUUAGGAUAUAUUUAGGCUCCUCUGGACGGAUGGAGGGAAUGUGUUGAAGGGGAGAUGGGAGGGUGGGGGCGGGGGGGAGGGUAAAAAGACAUUUUUAAUAUAAUAGUUUCUUAAUGUGUUGUAUUUUUAUGCCCAGUUGAAACUGAGCCAUAUUCGACGAGAGUGGAACAAUCGGCGUGUUUUUUGACUCGUCCCGCAUAGCUGAGCUACAGGAGAGACGGAGCGGUUUCUGCUCUGUGUGUGUGUGUGUGUGUGUGUGUGUGUGUGUGUGUGUGUGUGUGUGUGUGUGUGUGUGUGUGUGUGUGU